Messenger RNA from Patiria miniata (bat star), 979 nucleotides. RefSeq names its product monocarboxylate transporter 2-like. The transcript is spliced from 2 exons. Gene Ontology annotation, biological process: transmembrane transport; monocarboxylic acid transport. Lineage: Eukaryota; Metazoa; Echinodermata; Asteroidea; Valvatida; Asterinidae. Bases 59 to 979 code for a protein of 306 amino acids. The record is from RefSeq and is a predicted model, not a curated record. Gene Ontology annotation, molecular function: monocarboxylic acid transmembrane transporter activity.
GGCACUCGUGGCUUCAUACUUCAAGGACAAAUAUCCACUUGCCAAUGGACUAUCAACAAUGGGUUGUCCUAUUGGGAUGAUGGCUUACGGACCAGUUACCCAGGUGCUUCUGGGCACCUAUGGCUGGAGAGGAACCACGCUCUUAGUUGGAGGCAUCUCGUUUCAUCUGGUGGCGUGUGCUAUGUUAGUGCGACUGGACCCAUCUUCCUCUUCACCAGACAAUGAACAGUACCAAGAAGUUUCGGUAAACGAUGGGGACGAAAACCAGUCGUCGGGAGAAGGCAGAGAUUGUCCUGAUGACAAAACUGAUAACUCAAAGAAGAGUUGCUGCGAUCCAGACCAUCGACAAAAUAGGACUGGAAUGUGUUGCCGAAACAUUGUGAAAGCAAUUGAUAUGGCUUUGCUGACAGAUGUCAGGUUUGUUUUGCUAAUUUGUGCGAGAUGCACAGCCAGUUUUACCUAUAGUGCAUGGGUGGUUUACAUGGUGUCGCACGGGCAGUUUCAGGGCCUGAGUGAAAUUCAAGCUUCAUUUCUGCCCACUGCGUUCGGUGUUGGCAACGUUAUCGCAAAGUUGGUAUUGCCACUCCUGCAGCAGAUCGGCAUUAAACCGUCCAUGACAUUCUGGGCGUGUUUCGGGGCAGGCAUCGUCGGUGUAUCGUUCCUCCUUGACGCCUUCAUCAGACCUUUCAUCGGACAGUUAGCUCUUACUGGAUUCGUAGGCGUUGGUUACGGUGUGUUUUUUCAAGCCCUUGACGUCAUGGUACGGUUCCUUGUGAGUGAUGACCGGUUUGUUAGUGUCCUGGGAUGGCAAGGAAUGUUCACUGGCAUUGCUGGGACACUCGGUGGAUUGAUAUCAGGAUGGAUUUACGAGUGGACGGGCGGUUUCAGCAUAGUUCUUUGCGUGUUUGCUGGAGUGACGUUGUUGUCUAUUCCCUUCUUCGUUACCGAAGCUCUAUACGCCAAGCGAAAGAAACUCUAA